AUGGACGAUUCGUCUGCUUCUUCCUUUAGCUCAAAGGAUGUGUCCUCCGCGAUCUCGCUGUACAAUUUGUCGACGCAUGACGGAAUGAAGCAUGAAAGCGGAUCGAUGCGACCUGGGAUGGAAUUGGAAAACGAAGAAAUUCAGGGUGCCGGGAUCUCAAGGCCGCUCUCGCGGUCUUCAGUAACGUCGUCGCUAUCGAUGGUCGCUACGAAAGACGGGAUCGAGGGACGAAAGGUGCACAGGUAUGGAAUCUCACCGUAUUCACUCAAUCUUCUCAACUCUAUGGCGCAAUCGCACUUAAAGAAGCCAGCGACGUCCAGGGCGGUAGGCGAGGGCCUCAGUGGUGCCUCAGAUGUUAUCGGUAGCGGAGCUCUUUCGGAUUUGAGUGGGGGUGCGCCAAUGUCGCUUCGUGACAAAAUGCGGCUUCUAAACGAUAAGUCGUAUUUGCCUCAGUUGAGCUCCUCUGUGGAGUCCUUUAACGACGGCAGCCUAGCGCUGUCUGACGAUGCGGAGAAGGAGAGCAAGUCAAGAUCCCAUGCGCUCUACGAAACUAUCAACAGCGAAGCUGACAGUAAUUUGAGCACCGUGGGAGAUGACACCUCUUACUUGCGCGAUGCAAGAAGUCUCCCACCGGUUUUUGUUGCUGCAGAUAGCGACCUCCAGUGA
Messenger RNA from Lachancea mirantina, 666 nucleotides. NCBI's taxonomy places the organism in Eukaryota, Fungi, Ascomycota, Saccharomycetes, Saccharomycetales, Saccharomycetaceae. The record is from the annotation of a GenBank genome assembly.